Molecule: messenger RNA, 2317 nt
Organism: Thunnus maccoyii (southern bluefin tuna)
Lineage: Eukaryota; Metazoa; Chordata; Actinopteri; Scombriformes; Scombridae
Product: CD276 antigen-like
Exons: 6
Coding region: 437-1063 (208 amino acids)
Source: RefSeq, a predicted model, not a curated record
UAAAAAGUUGGCACAGUUUAAAUUGGGGAAGUGUUUCAUGCUAAUAACGUUAGCAUCGAGCUAGUUUGCUUGUUCACCAGAAGUUUGCGAAGUAACAUUAAGUUAUGUUGUUAAACGUUAAACUUACCUUUCAUAGUAAGUUAAUGUAUUCAUAGUUAUUGUUGCAGCCAAACCCGUUACCGUAACGAGAGCAGCAGAUUAGAGCACAACAUUAACCAGCUCUCAAAUAGUUAUUUCUCUUUUGUAAACAGUAGCCUAUGUUACUGAUAUCAAGAGUUUCCAUAUCAGUGCCUCCUUCACCUUUUUAUCAGAUUGACUGCUGCAUGAGUGCAAAUGAGGCUUUUAAUUGUGUGAACAGCAGUGAUUUAUAUCUGAUGCAAGAGGUCACCGAAGUGGUGCUGACAAUAGUUGUGCAGGGAAGCAUGAGUCACACAUUAUGAAGUUAAUCCAGGUCAUGCUGCUGUCCUUUUCCCUGGUGGCUCAAGCUACAGGAGAGUCUGAUGUGAUUGGCUCACACGAACCAAUUGAAGUAGUCGUUGGUGGUGACGUCAUUCUGCCGUGCCACGUGAAGUCCAAAGAUAAUGUGACAAAUCUAACAGUGGAAUGGAGACUCAAUAAAACCAAAGUGCUAGUCUAUCGGAGUGGGAGGUAUGAUCCAUUUUCUCAAGACCAGCGGUUUAAAGACAGAACAUCUCUCUUCCUUGGUGAUAAAAUGGCCAGUGGAAACAUUUCACUGAAACUGACCAACGUGACUCAAAACGAUGCAGGAAAUUAUACCUGCAUCAUUCCCAAACUGCAGGGUCAGUUCAAGAAAGGGAACGUUAGUCUUAUUGUUGCAGAGCUAAGGACGACAAAAGAUGAAAAAAAAAAGAUUGAUGGACCAGACCCUGUUCAUUCUAUCACUAUCAUUGUCAUUGUCAUCGUCGUUGUCGUUGGACUUAUCUAUCUGGUGACCCAUCGGAGGUGCCCGACCCUUAGGUCGGGAACACAAGCCCAUCAAGAGGACAAUCAUCAGGCAAUACCACUGAACCAUGUGGGGAACACCAAUGACACUAAUGUUUAAUAGUGGUGUAAUGGAACGUAGUUGAUUUGUGAUCUGUACUGAUCAGCCCCCACGGUUCAGCACACAUGUGAACUACAGAUUACACAUUACAUUACAUUUUAUGUCUCAUUGAAGACAAAGUAAACAAACUCCUAUAGCUACAAAUCAUGGACAGUGUGUUGCUAACAGGGAUUUUGAAGAGCAACGACCAAACCAGCAUCUAAUGAGACCAAACUGACUUCUGCAGGUAUAUUUAAUGAGCUAUCUAGCUAUCUACUUACUGACGUUAACGGUACAUUUUUUUCUGGUAAAUGUUUGUUUGGUGGCUCAUUCAACAAGCUGCACACGAUAUGUGUUCAUGUUUGUGAGUGUAUCAUCAAGUUUUAAUAAUAUGGAUGCAGGCUGUUGUUUCAUUAACUACCAUGUUUAAAGGAAGAAGGUAUCAUGCUUUAUAUUGCACUUCAAUUUAAUAGCUGAGUAUUGUAUAUUUCAUAUAUAUUAAGAUUGUAUCCAAAUAUUGGAGAUUUUGAAUGUUUUCUUUUAAGACCACUGGUCAAACUUUAUAGCUUUAAGUGUUUUACAGAAUAAAUGGAAAAGAAAGGACCAAUUAUUCACAAUACUAUGAAAAUGAAGAGAUCUUUUGUACUGUAAUAUGCUGGACUAAAAUACUGGAGCAAGGAAUUGUUCAGAAGUUAUUCUUAAUAUUAGUGUGGAGUUACCUCAAAUAUAACUUUGUCACUUGAAUGAGGAAACCCUUUUUGCACUGUACAGUCUCUGCACUGAGCCUCAGAGGGCAGCUUGCUGAGAUGUUUGUAAGACGUACUGUAGAACAUUUUGCAUCCUGAAGAAGUUUUUUAAAAUAAUUUUCAUAACACUUUUGAUACAGUAAACCAUAUGGGAAUAAAAAUGGGAUUAUAUUUCUUUCAUCUCAGGCCAGGAUUAAAUCUUGACUGGAACCUUCGCAGUAUUACUUGAUAACUCUGUAUUCUCUACUUGAACACUUAAAGACUCAUUAUUUUUAGAGUGGUAAAAUGAAUAUGUUGCUUUAUGCUUGAUUUAUGAAUGCAUGCUUUUAUUAACCAGUUGUGAAACACAUUGCACUAUCUGUUUUUGUAAAGUGCAAUAUUAAAAAUGUAUUAAUGUUACAAGUUUACAAGCUUUUGAUAUACUCGUACUUUUUAUUCUUAACCAAAAUCACUAUGUUACAUGAAGUCAGUAACAUCUGGAUACUAUGACGGUGAAACUGUUGUUUCUGAAUAAAUGAGUUUUUUUGAA